This is a messenger RNA of Drosophila eugracilis, 1311 nucleotides long. It is a transcript of the gene mRpS31, whose product is annotated as 28S ribosomal protein S31, mitochondrial. The transcript has 3 exons. The coding region runs from base 106 to 1257 and encodes 383 amino acids. Gene Ontology annotation, molecular function: structural constituent of ribosome. Gene Ontology annotation, cellular component: mitochondrial small ribosomal subunit. The record is from RefSeq and is a predicted model, not a curated record. Lineage: Eukaryota; Metazoa; Arthropoda; Insecta; Diptera; Drosophilidae.
UAAAUAAGUUGCAGGAGUCUGGCAACACUCUGCCGGAUUGUUGUUACGCGAGCGAUUUCUUUAAGUUUUUAUUUCUAGUUUAAUUGAUCAAAGAAAUUGGAUAUAAUGUUGGCUCUACGCAGCUCCCAGAGACUGGGCUUACGGUCCCUGCUGCCGGCAGCCUACAAAAACGUGGGAUUGGUCAACUACUCAUCCUCGCAGUCCAAAAACGACGAUGGAUAUUCCUCUUCGGACGAUGAAAAGCCAACAAAAAAGAAGGAUAAGCCCGCGGAGAAAAAGGACCAACCCGUGGAGACGGCGGCACAGCGACUGAAUCGGCUACUUGGCACUAUGCAGGCUACAGAUCAGCUACCGAAACCCGAUUUCCCUCGUCCUGGCGAUGCCAACCGGAAGCGCAGGGAGGCCCAAAAACAGGAGGCGGCCUCGAAGAAUGUUCUGACCGCAGCCAAAAACAUUGCCAGCAUGCUGGGCACCAGCGAGAGCGACAAGAAACAAACGGAAUCGGAGCUUUUGGCAAAACUCCUCGGUCAUGGCAGCGAAUCAGCACCAGCUGCGACUGGUGAAAAUCAGACGGUAGAUACUUCAUCACCUCCUGCUGGGGAUAAGGAACUCAAUCUGAGCGAUCUAAUUGUGGGUAUGAAGAUUGAUCGUCGACAGCAGCCGCAGCAGACUGAUCAGACUCGCGGCGAGUAUGUGCGUCGCUCGUUGGCUUCCAGGUUCAAGUCACAGAACAGAGAGGGCAUUUAUCAGCGACCCCAGAGGCAGGUCAAAAGGGAGGCUGAAUCCUUUACGGGUAGUGUCAAUUUGUACGGCGGAGAACCCCUAGGCAUCUUCAAAGAUACCCAGAUUCCUGUUUCCACCGACAUUCUAUCCACCUGGUCGCAACUUAGCGAGCGGGAGUUGAGUCUUCAUGCCGCCCACCCACCGGCAAACUACUUUGAACAGAUGGUCCUGUGGACCGAUCAGAGUAAGGUGUGGCGCUUUCCUAUUAACAACGAGCAGGAUUGGGUGGACGAGGUGAAUGUGGACUUCUCGGAGCAUAUUUUUCUUGAACAGCAUCUGGAAGAGUGGUGCCCCAGCAAAGGUCCAAUCCGUCAUUUUAUGGAGCUCGUCUGCGUCGGUCUAUCUAAGAAUCCCUAUUUGACCGCCCAGGAGAAAAAGGAUCACAUCCUGUGGUUCCGUGAUUAUUUCCAGGCCAAAAAGGAUAUACUCAAGGAUCUGAUUAGCAAGGAGCCGGGCAAAAGUAUUUCCGCUUAGUGUCUUUGUUUGAAUAUUUGUUAAAAAUAUAUUUUUGCUUUAUAAGACCAUCGA